AAACAGCAACUGGCUAGUGUGUAAUACAAUUAUUGUCGUCGUUCCUAUGCUUCUCAUAUUUGUAUUCCCCGACGAGAAACCUUCAACAGAAAGCAUGAGGAUAUUCUGGAUCUGCGCUUUCAUAACAACAGCUUUCGAUCGGAUGCUAGAAGCCUUUCCUUUCUAUUAUGUCAUAAAAUUGUCCGCACUUCUCUUUCUACUAGUCGAACCUUCAUGUUUAAAUGACAAUAUCGUGAAUUUGCUAAUGGCUGCGGUAAGUUGAAG
Cylicostephanus goldi is the source of this 264-nucleotide messenger RNA. NCBI's taxonomy places the organism in Eukaryota, Metazoa, Nematoda, Chromadorea, Rhabditida, Strongylidae. The record is from the annotation of a GenBank genome assembly.